CGCGGGCCCACACUUCCGGGUGAUCUUUCGCUGCACCAUAUAAAAGGACAAGCUUUCUUGAUCACUUAUCCUGGUCCCAGUGUCUUGUUCUCGCUCUUUGACGACGACCUCUUACUGCACCUUCAUUGAAUUUGAUCUCUCAAGUCCUUACUUGAGCGGGCGUCCGCCAUGCGUUUCACUUCAUCUUUAAUACUACUUGGCACCUUUUCUGCUGUUCGAUUCGCUGUCGCGGACUUCACCUACUCUAAUCUCGUAUGCGACGUAGAGGGUGGAGGUUUCUACAAUUCAAGUCUCAUCAUGCCCAGUAAAGUCUCUACGUGCAACAACGCGUGGGACUACUCAUAUAACCAGACGAUAUCGAACGCAGAGCCUAAUCCAACUGCGUCGAUUUGCGGGGGGAAAGUUGUGAUCCAUAAGAAAUCGCUGACGUGGUCAAGCGGCCGCGAUCAUGGGAAAUGCCAUAAAGCCGGGAAGAAAAGUAAAGGGAAGGAAUGCAAUCCGAAGGGUGUUGCCAUUUGUACAUGGACGGAGGAGAUCGAGUGCAGUUCGAAACUUUGCAAAUGAUAAAGACGAGUUGUUAUGGGUCAUGAUUGUUCAUCAGGACUGCUAUUCGAUUGUCUUGAUCGUCUUUUAUGGAGUCU
Molecule: messenger RNA, 641 nt
Organism: Cantharellus anzutake
Lineage: Eukaryota; Fungi; Basidiomycota; Agaricomycetes; Cantharellales; Hydnaceae
Exons: 2
Coding region: 169-564 (131 amino acids)
Source: RefSeq, a predicted model, not a curated record